Amborella trichopoda is the source of this 978-nucleotide messenger RNA. The record is from RefSeq and is a predicted model, not a curated record. Lineage: Eukaryota; Viridiplantae; Streptophyta; Magnoliopsida; Amborellales; Amborellaceae.
AUGAUUUUCAAGGCAACAAGUACGAAAAGUUAUCAAAUUGCAUAAACAUGAGUUGUCCCAAAUUUUCAAUCAGGCAAAUCGAUUUUCAAGCUUUAUUCCAAAAAACAUUGGGCUAGUCAUGCCUAAUGUACUAGUGUUGAAUGUUUCUAAUAGUGGUAUUAUAGGAUCCGUCCCCAACUCCAUAGGAGAUUUGGUGAAUUUGAUUUUGCUUGAUCUUGCUGGAAAUAAAUUGAUGGGACCUAGUCCAACUACCUUGGGAAGUCUAAUGGAUCUCCAGUAUUUGAACCUGAGUAAUAAUACAUUAUCAGGCGAAAUACCCCCAUCAUUGAGAAAUUGUUCCAAAUUAAGGCUUCUUGAUCUCGGUGAUAACCGGUUAUUGGGGAAAAUCCCAUCAUGGAUUGGCAAGAGCAUCAAGUCCCUUCAUGUCCUUCGACUAAGGUCUAAUAUGUUUGAAGGAGAGAUUCCUUGGGGGAUAUCACAUUUACAUUUUCUUCAAGUGCUCGAUCUAACACUCAAUUGUCUAUCAGGCACUUUCCCUGCCAUUUUCAACAACUUAACGGCAAUGGUCUUGUCCAAGACACCACUAGAUGAUUACAUACUCUAUUUUGUACCGUUUGAAGGUUUAUAUCCAUAUAACCCUGGGGAUGUUUACAUAUAUGUAAAUGGGAAAAUGAUAUUGAUUAAAGGUUUAUAUACAUAUGGGCAUGGAGAUAUUUACAUAGAUGCAAAUGGGAAAAUGAGAGCGUAUAACUGGUUCUAUUCUAAAGUGACAUGUAUCGACUUUUCGAGAAAUAAUUUUUCAGGAAUAGUUCCCCAAAGAAUUGACAAGAUUGAGUGGGCUGCAUUUCCUAAACCUAUCCCACAACUAUCUCUGUGGGAGGAUUCUUGAGGAGAUUUACAAAAUAAAGAAUUUGGAAUGGCUCGAUUUAUCAAACAAUAUGCUUUCAGGUGAAAUUCCUCCAAACAUGCCAUCUAUGA